Molecule: messenger RNA, 1293 nt
Organism: Ectocarpus sp. CCAP 1310/34
Lineage: Eukaryota; Phaeophyceae; Ectocarpales; Ectocarpaceae
Source: the annotation of a GenBank genome assembly
AUGCGCUGCGCCAUGAGCGAGGGAGCGGCCGGAGCCAUCUCACACCAUCUCAUCUCCCUCGCACCAAUCCAUCUCACAGACCGCGAGACCGCUGAUAAAGGGCAGUCUUCGAGACCACCUGGCACGAUGACUCCAGCUCCGUUUGCACCGGGGAUGAUGGGGGUGGUGGCAGUGUUUGGCAUGCUGGCACCAGCUGCCGUCGAAGGACACGGCUUCGUCAUCGAGCCCAUCAGCCGGCAGUACCUGCGAUCAAAGGAAUUUAAUGACGGCGAUGAGUACUACGUGGAGAAAUGGGCGGGAUCUUUCAACGGAGGAGGUGCGGACGCGGUCCAGGCUCGAACAAUCGACAACAUCGACCCUGACGUCCUUGCCGACUACGGUGGCGGCGAUGUCUGGAUCGUGGGGGCGGCGUGGGACAAGGGGGAGAGGUGCCCGAACAACAACUACCUCGAGAGCGACAAGAUCGCCGUCGGACACGGCGUGUGCGGGGACCCUCCUCAGGGCGGCUUGGACAACCCGAACACGUACAGCACCCCGAACACCCUCUGGCCUCCGAUCUCGACCUACCAGUCGGGAUCCAUCAUCGAGCUCAAGGCCGUCAUCAACAACAACCAUUGGGGGCACAUCGAGUACUUCCUGUGCGACACCGCCGACAUGGACGACCCUGACGGCGUGGUGACCCAAGACUGCUUGAACAUGUACCCGCUCGACCGCGACGAGACCGAUUGGUGGAACAGCCCCAUCGACCCGGACUACCCUGGGCGUUUCUUCGUGAACCCCGAGUGCCGGGGUGAAACGGGGGAGACCGACCAAACAGGCAGGCCCAUGCUCAACGACGGGGAGGUUGGCCUGGACAAUGGCUACAUCAAUGUUGGACGUUACCAUCUGCCGAACAUCCAGUGCGAGCACUGCGUCCUCCAGAUGAAGUACUACGCGUACGUCGGGUGCCACCACCCCGGCUACCACGAGUUCGAGCCGGAGUGGCCGGGAGAUUGCGCGCCGGACAAGGAGGAUUGGCUGCCGCACAAGAAUCCCGGUUGCAGCGACGAAGGCCAGAAGUGGGGCAACGUGUUCUUCGGCUGCUCCGACAUCACUCUGGCGAAACAUCCUCCACGGCUCCCGCGACACCCACGCCGGGCCCUGAACCUGAACCGACUCCUGAGCCAACACCGGAACCGACUCCCGAAUCGACGCCUGAUCAAUCCCCGAACCGACUCCCGAGCCUACUCCCGAAUCGACGCGAACCAUCGAACCGACUCGUGAACCUGAGCCCACUGCGGAGCCCGAACAACC